AUGAGUUCCAGUCAACAAUCCAAUGCUGUGUACCUUGGGUCUCAUGAAGGUGUUGAGAAGCGCAAAGGGUCAUUACAUGACCAACAAGCAGACUGGCCAGCGAAGAGGCUACGAUCUAUGGACCAUGUUUCCGGCCCUGACAUGCAGCCGCCACGCGUGGGCGCUCAACAAGAUGCCCACUCGCGGUAUCUGAGUGCGCGCCAGCAACUUCAUCACUCUGGCGGGAGGCCUCCUGUCCCGGUCGAUUAUCAGCAACAUCAGGAUCGAGUGUCCUACACAGCUCCAGAAGUGCAAGAUCGUAUCCAUUACAAGCAAGGCCAACACCACAACUACGAAUAUCCACACGACCAGUACCAUGUCGAGGAAAUGCGGAGAAACAUUCGCACAGCAUUCCACACCACCUCGAACUCUCAGCGCGGAAUUUCUGACGUCUAUCUGGAACAGCCAGACGAUUCCUCGCGUGGUAAUAAACCCGCAGAGAUUCCCUCUAACUCUGGCUACUACCAAGGUCAUUUGCAAGCAUCCCCGCCUUCAUACCCUUACAGUACUGUGGCAUAUCAGCACCCCCCAAUCGCCAAUCAAGCAAUGCAGCAACACGGCCUCCGCGGUCAAGGUAUUGGUCAUAGCGCUCGGGUAAACCCCGAAGAAACGUUCGGCGGAGCGCAACGACAGGGAGAAAGUGGAGCAUCCCACGAUGGAUAUCAGUGUUUCUUCGAAGACAUUGGCUUUCCGUUCCAUGCGCAAGAUAAUUUGGACUAUCCCCAUCAAAUCACAGAACAAUUCGGACUUGCGGGCCAGCGCAGCACGUUUGGGCUCAACAGUGUAGGGCCCUCCAGUUCGGGCAUGCUUGGUGCUCCGGAAGACGAUGGAUCGAGUGACCUUCAACACUUCCACAAGCGUCCAGAGGAGUCAGGUACAAGCGCCUCGCAAAACGGACCCGAGGAGCGCGAGGCGGCUGAGAUGGCUGAGUUGUUUCGCAUCAACGCCAUGCAUCCCAGAUUUUCGAGUACAAUCUCUUCCGGGAAGUACCUAUCGCAGCUACCGGAGACUCUUAGCGAUACCAUUCAUAGAGGUGAUCUUGACCUCUUCUUGGAGUCUGUUGAUGAAUUGGCGGAAGUACCGAGCUCCAGCUAG
Molecule: messenger RNA, 1134 nt
Organism: Ramularia collo-cygni
Lineage: Eukaryota; Fungi; Ascomycota; Dothideomycetes; Mycosphaerellales; Mycosphaerellaceae
Exons: 1
Coding region: 1-1134 (377 amino acids)
Source: RefSeq, a predicted model, not a curated record